AAGUAUCAUUCUGACAUUUCAGGCACCUGUGACCUUGAGCUUUGAACUAGUAAACAAAUCAGUAGGGGUGAUUUACUUUAUACGACUAACCAAUAUGUGAAAUAUGAAGACUUUGUGGUAAAUAGUUUUUAAUUGAUAAUCAGUGGAAGCCACGUGGUCUUCAGACGGACAGACCGACCGUCAGACAUGAGCAAAACAUAUACCCUGUCAUCUUCUGUUCAACAUUCUUGUGUUUAUCAGAUACAGAAGAAUGAGUUGAUAUUUCUCAGUAAGUGUAAAAGUUAAUAACUGAAAACAUUUUAAUCAUCUUAGAAUUUUAAAAAUAAUAUUUGGAAAAAAUAAACAGAAUCUGCAGAAGUCUAAAAUGGUAAAAUUUGUAAACUAUUAGUUUUUUGUGAAUUAUGCAAGUAAAAUGUGUGAUAAAUUGUUAUCUUUUAUUUAGGGUCUUAAUUGAAGCAAAGAAAUACAAGCUGACAAGAUGGUGGACAGUAAAGACACACUUUGUGAGAAGUUAUCAUCUCAAUUGCAUCAUGAGUGUGAAGUGUGUUAUAAAGCGUUUUCUACAGAAACUUAUCUUAUCAGUCAUAUGGCAAUACACACUGACAUGAAAAAGCACAAGUGUGAAAUAUGUUAUAAAGCGCUUUCCACGCGAGGUAAUCUUAUCAGACAUAUGACAAUACACACUGGCGAGAAGAAACAUAGGUGUAAAGUGUGUUAUAAAGCGUUUUCUACACGAGGUAAUCUUACCAUACAUAUGACAACACACACUGGCCAGAAAAAACAUAAGUGUGUAGUAUGUGAUAAAGCAUAUUCUACAGGAAGUAAUCUUAUCAGACAUAUGACAGUACACACUGGUGAGAAAAAUCAUAAGUGUGUAGUAUGUGAUAAAGCCUUUUCUACACGAGGUAUUCUUAUCCCCCAUAUGGCAACACACACUGGUGAGAAAAAUCAUAAGUGUAAAUUCUGUGGUAAAGCAUUUUCUCAACGGAGUAAUCUUACCAGACAUAUGACAAUACACACUGGUGAGAAAAAUCAUAAGUGUGUAGUAUGUGAUAAAGCCUUUUCUACAGGAAGUAAUCUAAACAAUCAUAUGACAAUACACACUGGCGAGAAAAAUCAUAAGUGUGUAGUAUGUGAUAAAGCGUUUUCUAGACAAAGUAGUGUUAUGGGACAUAUGGCAAAACACACUGGCGAGAAGAAUUAUAAAUGUGAAGUGUGUGAUAAAGCAUUUUCCUCACGAAAUUCUCUUAUCAUACAUAUGACAAUACAUACUGGCGAGAAGGAUUAUAAAUGUGUAGUGUGUGAUAAAGCAUUUUCCUCACGAACUUCUCUUGUCAUACAUAUGACAUACAUACAGGCGAAAAGAAUUAUAAAUGCGAAGUAUGUGAUAAAGCAUUUUCUACACAAAAUACUCUUAUCACACAUAUGGCAAUACACACUGGCGAGAAAAGAUAUAAGUGUGACGUUUGUGAUAAAGCAUUUUCUCAAAGCAGUUCUCUUAUUAGCAUUUUCUCAACGGAGUCAUUUUACCAGACAUAUGACAAUGUCCCACACUGGUGAGAAAAAUCAUAUGUGUGAAUUCUGUGGUAAAGCAUUUUCUCAACGGAGUCGUUUUACCAGACAUAUGACAAUACACACUGGUGAGAAAAAUCAUAUGUGUGAAUUCUGUGGUAAAGCAUUUUCUCAACGGAGUCAUCUUACCAGACAUAUGACAAUACACACUGGCGAGAAAAAACAUAAGUGUGUAGUAUGUGAUAAAACAUUUUCUAGAAAAAGUAGUGUUAUCGGACAUAUGGCAAUACAUACUGGCGAGAAGAAACAUAAAUUUGAAGUAUGUGAUGAAGCAUUUACUACACAAGGUAUUCUUAUGACCCAUAUGACAACACACACUGGUGAGAAAAAUCAUAAGUGUAAAUUCUGUGGUAAAGCAUUUUCUCAUCGGAGAAAGUUGACCAGACAUAUGACAAUACACACUGGCGAGAAAAAACAUAAGUGUGAAUUCUGUGGCAAAGCAUUUUCUCAACGGAGUCAUCUUACCAGACAUAUGACAAUACACGCUAGCGAGAAAAAACAUAAGUGUGUAGUAUGUGAUAAAGCGUUUUUUACAGGAAGUAAUCUUAACAGUCAUAUGACAAUACACACUGGCGAGAAAAAUCAUAAGUGUGUAGUAUGUGAUAAAGCGUUUUUUACAGGAAGUAAUCUUAACAAUCAUAUGACAAUACACACUGGCAAGAAAAAACAUAAGUGUGAAGUAUGUGAUAAAGCCUUUUCUACAAGAAGUAUUCUUAGCAAUCAUAUGGCAAUUCACACUGGUGAGAAGCAUUAUAAAUGUGAAGUGUGUGAUAAAGCAUUUUCUACACAAGUUAGUGUUAUCACACAUAUGGUAACACACACUGGUGUGAAAAAUCAUAAGUGUGAAUUCUGUGGUAAAGCAUUCUCUCACAGGGGUCAUCUUACCAGACAUAUGACAAUGCACACUGGCGAGAAAAAACAUAAGUGUGUAGUAUGUGAUAAAGCAUUUUCUGAUAAAAGUAAUCUUAUCAGGCAUAUGGAAAUACACACUGGCGAGAAAAAAUUUAAGUGUGUAGUAUGUGAUAAAGCCUUUUCUAGAAAAAGUGGUGUUAUCGAACAUAUGGCAAAACACACUGGCAAGAAGAAUUAUAAAUGCAAAAUGUGUGAUAAAGCAUAUUCUUCACGAAGUUAUCUUAUCACACAUAUGGCAAUACAUACUGGCGAGAAGAAUUAUAAAUGUGAAGUAUGUGAUAAAGCAUUUUGUACACAAAAUACUCUUAUCACACAUAUGGCAAUACACACUGGCGAGAAAAGAUAUAAGUGUGACAUUUGUGCUAAAGCUUUUUUUCAAAGCAGUUCUCUUAUUAAGCAUAUGACAAUCCACACUGGCGAGAAAAGAUAUAAGUGUAAAAUGUGUCAUAAAGCGUUUCAUACAGGAAGUAAUCUUAUUAGGCAUAUGACAAUACACACUGGCGAGAAGAAUCAUAAGUGUGAAGUAUGUAAUAAAGCAUUUUCUGAUAAUAGUUGUCUUAUCAGGCAUAUGAAAAUACACACUGGCAAUAAAAAAACAUAAGUGCGCAGUGUGUGAUAAAGUAUUUUCUACAAAAAGAAGUCUUUUCAGUCAUAUGAAGAUACACACUGUCGAGAAGAAACAUAAAGUGUGAAGUAUGUGAUAAUGAGUUUUCUGCAUCAAGUAAUCUUAUCAGACAUAUGACAAUACACACUGGCGAGAAAAAACAUGAAUGCGGCAUGUGUGAUAAAGUUUUUUCUCAACAUACUCAUCUCAUCACAAAUAUUACAACACACACUGGUGAGAAUAAGUAAAUAAUACUGUGACACGCUGGUUAGUGAAAACUAUAGAUGUUCAGUGUGUCAUUAAGCUUUUCCAACAUGGUUCUUAAAACUAAUAUAUGGCAUUACACACUGGUGAUAAAACAUAUAUUUUAAGUUCACAGGUAACAAAUCCUAUUUUUAAAAGAAAUGUUGUUAAAUCACACAUGUUGAAUUAGCACCAUUGAGCUAAAUAUAGACUAGUCGUUGAACUUUUUAAGCAGAGCUUUCUCUAUUAUGAUUUUACUUUUGUUUGAUCGAAAGAACAAGAUGUAUGUUUGGUUUAAGAAAGUUAUUUUAUCAGUUUUUUAGUUUGAUUGAUUAAACAAUAUGCCUCUC
Ruditapes philippinarum (Manila clam) is the source of this 3681-nucleotide messenger RNA. RefSeq names its product zinc finger protein 91-like. Gene Ontology annotation, molecular function: DNA-binding transcription factor activity; RNA polymerase II cis-regulatory region sequence-specific DNA binding. The transcript has 2 exons. The coding region runs from base 479 to 3085 and encodes 868 amino acids. The record is from RefSeq and is a predicted model, not a curated record. NCBI's taxonomy places the organism in Eukaryota, Metazoa, Mollusca, Bivalvia, Venerida, Veneridae. Gene Ontology annotation, biological process: regulation of transcription by RNA polymerase II.